Pimephales promelas (fathead minnow) is the source of this 1024-nucleotide messenger RNA. RefSeq names its product recoverin 3 (gene rcvrn3). The record is from RefSeq and is a predicted model, not a curated record. NCBI's taxonomy places the organism in Eukaryota, Metazoa, Chordata, Actinopteri, Cypriniformes, Leuciscidae. Gene Ontology annotation, molecular function: calcium ion binding.
UGGAGAGGUAGCCACCUUCUUCGACACGGCCUCAUUACUCUUCCACACUCCAUCUUGAUUACUUGCCCUGUGAUUCUUCAUCCUUAAACCACAAUCACAGAGAAGCCAUGGGAAACGCACAGAGUGGAGGGAUUCCCAGAGAGAUCCUGGAUGACCUCAAGCAGACCACCAGGUUCUCUGAAGCUGAGAUCACCCAGUGGUACGAUAACUUCCAGAAGCAGUGUCCUUCAGCUCGCAUCUCACUGCAACAGUUUGAGGAGAUCUACGGGAAAUUCUUCCCCGAAAGUGAUGCCAAGACCUAUGCCCAACACGUUUUUAGGUCCUUUGACGCCAAUGAUGAUGGAACAUUAGACUUUCAGGAGUACGUCGUUGCUCUUCACAUGACCUCCUCAGGCAAAUCCACCUUGAAGCUAGAGUGGGCUUUCUCACUGUUUGAUGUGGACAAGAAUGGUUACGUCACAAAACCUGAAGUGAUUGAACUCAGCGAGGCCCUUUUCAAACUUAUACCCAAAGAGAAGCAGGCAAGUCUUCCCAGUGAUGAAAACACACCAGAGAAGAGAGCAGAGAAACUCUGGUCCAUCUUUGACAAAAAGGACAGUGAGCGAAUCGCAGAGGGGGAGUUCAUCCAAGCCGUCCAAGAUAGCGACAUUGCACUACGGCUCAUUCAGUAUGACCAUAAAUGAUCCAACAUAGUCACGCAAAUGACAGUUUGCUCAUGCUUGACUUCAUGUGUAUUAGUUGUACACUAAAUGUGCUCAUUAAAGAUUCACCAUCCUUAAUUUGUGUCACCAUUAAGCAAUUGAUAUCUGUUUAAAUAUAAUAAUAGUGCAUUCCACAUAUCCACAUAUUUUGACAGCAAUAUCUUAAUAUCUGUAUGCUGAUUUGUUUAAUCACAUACCUUAUAUAGUAAUAGACUUAUUUAGAUUGUAGUUUGGAGGUUCAUGUUCAGUUGCUGUUGUUCAGGGGUAUCAAAAUGUGUUGGAUUUGAAACUGAUGUGAAAUUAUUGAAGAUGUUUGAUUAACA